Messenger RNA from Pipistrellus nathusii (Nathusius's pipistrelle), 1593 nucleotides. The record is from the annotation of a GenBank genome assembly. NCBI's taxonomy places the organism in Eukaryota, Metazoa, Chordata, Mammalia, Chiroptera, Vespertilionidae.
AUGAAGAUGAGACGCUACAAGCUCUUUCUCAUGUUCUGUAUGGCCGGCCUGUGCCUCAUCUCCUUCCUGCACUUCUUUAAGACCCUGUCCUACGUCACCUUCCCCAGGGAACUGGCCUCCCUCAGCCCCAACCUCCUGUCCAGCUUUUUCUGGAACAAUGCCCCCGUCACGCCCCAGGCCAGCCCGGAGCCGGGGAGCCCCGACCUGCUGCGCACCCCACUCUAUUCCCACUCGCCCCUGCUCCAGCCGCUGUCCCCGAGCAGGGCCGCCGAGGACCUCCACCGCAUGGACUUCGUGCUCCCCGAGGACACCACCGAGUACUUUGUCCGCACCAGGGCCGGCGGCGUCUGCUUCAAACCGGGCACCAGGGUGCUGGAGAAGCCGCCGUCCGGGGAGAAGACGGAGGGGGGCGACGGCUCGUUCGCCAGGGGCCCCGCCCGGCACCUGCUGAGCACCCGGGAGCGCACGGGGGGCCGGGGCCCGCGGCGCAAGUGGGUGGAGUGCGUGUGCCUGCCGGGCUGGCACGGGCCCAGCUGCGGGGUGCCCACCGUGGUGCAGCACUCCAACCUGCCCACCAAGGAGCGCCUGGUGCCCCGGGAGGUGCCGCGGCGGGUCAUCAACGCCAUCAACAUCAACCACGAGUUCGACCUGCUGGACGUGCGCUUCCACGAGCUGGGCGACGUGGUGGACGCCUUCGUGGUGUGCGAGUCCAACUUCACGGCCUACGGGGAGCCGCGGCCGCUCAAGUUCCGGGAGAUGCUGGCCAACGGCACGUUCGAGUACAUCCGGCACAAGGUGCUGUACGUCUUCCUGGACCACUUCCCGCCGGGCGGCCGGCAGGACGGCUGGAUCGCCGACGACUACCUGCGCACCUUCCUGACGCAGGACGGCGUGGCCCGGCUGCGCAACCUGCGGCCGGACGACGUGUUCAUCAUCGACGACGCGGACGAGAUCCCCGCGCGCGACGGCGUGCUGUUCCUCAAGCUCUACGACGGCUGGACAGAGCCCUUCGCCUUCCACAUGCGCAAGUCGCUGUACGGCUUCUUCUGGAAGCAGCCGGGCACGCUGGAGGUGGUGUCGGGCUGCACGGUGGACAUGCUGCGCUCGGUGUACGGGCUGGACGGCAUCCGCCUGCGCCGCCGCCAGUACUACACCAUGCCCGCCUUCCGGCAGUACGAGAACCGCACGGGCCACAUCCUGGUGCAGUGGUCGCUGGGCAGCCCCCUGCACUUCGCCGGCUGGCACUGCUCCUGGUGCUUCACCCCCGAAGGCAUCCACUUCAAGCUCGUGUCCGCCCAGAACGGGGACUUCCCGCGCUGGGGCGACUACGAGGACAAGCGGGACCUCAACUACAUCCGCAGCCUGAUCCGCACCGGCGGCUGGUUCGACGGCACGCAGCAGGAGUACCCGCCCGCCGACCCCGGCGAGCACAUGUACGCCCCCAAGUACCUGCUGCAGAACUACCACCGGUUCCGCUACCUGCUGGACAACCCCUACCAGGGCCCCAGGAGCACGGCGGAGGGCGGGCCGCGGAGCAGGGGCGGCGAGGGGAGGCCCCCCGCCAGGGCCAGGGCGGAAGCGGUGGAAGGCUAA